UAGGAAAAAAAAAUUAUGAGAACUUGUGAUCUUAUUUUUUUAUGUUUUAUCUGAAUCUGAGAGAUUUACCAUUUACCACAAUUUCCUGGACACUCUGUAUAAUAGAAAAAAUUAACACAACUUAUUUCUGUGAUUUAUUUGGCAGACAAAUACUUAGGCCAAAAUAGAGAUGAAAAAGAUUUAGUCACUUUAUUGGAAUAUAAUGGCAGUAAUUAUUCAGUGUAGAGGGGAGACCAGUGUAUUCUUCGACUGCUACGAAAGAAACAAGUCUGUUUGUAGUGAGUUGUAUUAUUCCCUGUUUUCAAACAUUUUUACUAAAUAUUUUCAAGAUAUGGCAUCCUGUGAUGAUUUUGAUAAAUUGAUCGACGAAACGAGGGAUUGGAACGAUCUUGUUGACGAAUUUGAAGCCCUCUCGAAGGAUGGCGUUGAUGGAGUGGAUGGAUCAAUAGAAACGUCCUCACCUGAUGAUGAACAUGAAAACAAAAAAAUUCUGGAUAUGAUCGUAAAAAAAUUCAAUGAAAAAGAAGAAUAUUUGGAAAAGAACUUGAGAGUUAAAGUUCUGAUUAUGAAUAUUUUGAGAAAUGCGAAAUGAUUGAUAUUAAUAAUUAUUUCAAUUAAUGUAGAAUAUUCGAAUAAGGUUUCAAAUAA
Harmonia axyridis is the source of this 648-nucleotide messenger RNA. RefSeq lists its product as uncharacterized. The transcript has 2 exons. The record is from RefSeq and is a predicted model, not a curated record. Bases 203 to 592 code for a protein of 129 amino acids. NCBI's taxonomy places the organism in Eukaryota, Metazoa, Arthropoda, Insecta, Coleoptera, Coccinellidae.